Syngnathoides biaculeatus (alligator pipefish) is the source of this 3756-nucleotide messenger RNA. RefSeq names its product mahogunin, ring finger 1b (gene mgrn1b). Gene Ontology annotation, cellular component: cytoplasm; plasma membrane; early endosome. The record is from RefSeq and is a predicted model, not a curated record. Gene Ontology annotation, biological process: endosome to lysosome transport; negative regulation of G protein-coupled receptor signaling pathway; protein ubiquitination. NCBI's taxonomy places the organism in Eukaryota, Metazoa, Chordata, Actinopteri, Syngnathiformes, Syngnathidae. The coding region runs from base 308 to 1876 and encodes 522 amino acids. The transcript is spliced from 17 exons. Gene Ontology annotation, molecular function: ubiquitin protein ligase activity.
ACAAAACGAACGCUCGCGAUCACGGGAAGUGCCCCGGGGGAGGCAGCCAAUCAGGUGGCGUCCGUGAGCUAACUUUAGCAAUUAGCAUCCCCCUUUGGCAAAACAAGACGUCGUCCGCUUUUCUUGUCGGACUCGGCGCGUGGCUGUCCGCAAAUCAACGGCGAUGUCGAAUUAAACCGAGUUGUAUUACGUGACCGUUUAAUACGUCGUUCUUGUUGUCACCACCGAGUCUCAGUUGCUGACGCUCGGUUGGCCGUCUUGGCUGCUUGCUAGCUAACGUCGUGCUAGGCGGCGAAGAAAGACGAAGAUGGGCUCCAUCCUGAGUCGCAGAAUCGCCGGGGUUGAGGACAUCGACAUCCAAGCUAAUUCGGCUUAUCGCUUCCCCCCGAAAUCCGGCAACUAUUUUGCCAGUCACUUUUUCAUGGGAGGGGAGAAGUUUGACACGCCACAUCCCGAGGGAUACCUCUUUGGGGAGAAUAUGGAUUUAAAUUUCCUAGGAAAUAGGCCAGUGCAGUUCCCCUACGUCACGCCCGCACCCCACGAACCUGUGAAAACGCUCAGGAGUCUCGUGAACAUUCGGAAGGACUCGUUGCGUUUGGUCAGGUAUAAAGACGACUCUGACACGCCGGUGGAGGAGGGCGGCAAACCAAAGGUUCAGUACGGCGUGGAGUUCACCUUUGACGCAGACGCUCGCGUGGCCAUCACCCUCUACUGUCAGGCCUUCGAGGAAUUCUCCAAUGGGAUGGCUGUGUACAGUCCGAAGGAUGCGUCCAUGGCAUCGGAGACGGUCCACUACAAGAGGGGCGUCAGCCAGCAGUUCUCCAUGCCCUCUUUCAAGAUCGACUUCAGCGAGUGGAAGGAGGAAGACCUCAACUUUGACCUGGACCGAGGGGUGUUCCCCAUGGUGAUCCAAGCCGUGGUCGACGAAGGGGACGACUGCCUCGGACACGCGCAUGUUCUUUUGGCAGCCUUUGAACGACAUGUCGACGGCAGUUUCUCCGUCAAGCCACUGAAGCAAAAGCAAAUUGUGGACCGCGUGAGCUACCUCUUGCAGGAGAUCUACGGCAUCGAGAACAAGAACAACCAAGAGACAAAGCCGUCCGACGACGAGAACAGCGACAACAGCAACGAGUGUGUGGUGUGUUUGUCGGACCUGCGGGACACGCUCAUCCUGCCCUGCAGACAUCUCUGUCUCUGCAACUCGUGCGCCGACACCUUGCGCUACCAAGCCAACAACUGCCCCAUCUGCAGACUGCCCUUCAGAGCCUUGUUGCAGAUCCGAGCUGUGCGGAAAAAGCCCGGGGCGCUCUCACCCGUCUCCUUCAGUCCUGUUCUGGCGCAGACGAUGGACCACGACGAGCACUCUGGCACCGACUCGGUCCCGCCCGGCUUCGAGCCCGUCUCUCUGUUGGAGGCCCUGAACGGGCUUCGCUCGGUGUCGCCCGCCGUACCCUCGGCGCCCCUCUACGAGGACGUCAACUUCUCGGGCAGCGACGGCGGCCGGCAGCUGAGCUCCCCCGAGCAUCUCAGCGACGGCGGUCUGCAGAAAGGCAAAGUCAGCAAAUCACCUGACAGCACGCUGAGGUCCCCGUCGUCUCCCAUCCAGGAAGAGGACGAAGAGAAGCUGUCGGAGAUGUCGGACGCUCAGCCGCACACGCUCCUGUCCAGCAGUCCCGCCCCCACGGACGCCACAGCCACCGAGGACGUAGCAGACUCGCUGUCCCCGGAUGAGGAGGACAGGAUGCACGCCGGCGACAUCCUCCAGGACUGCGCCAGCGAACGCAGCAGCUUGACCAAAACGGAGCGCGACCCCUCGGGCGAGCUGUCGUUGCCAGCCCUCGGUCCCGACUCCUGCUCUAUUGGUAUGGAGGAGUAAGCGCGGGUCGUCCGAGUCCACGGAGAGCCUGAAGAGUCAGAGCACAAACUGCUCCAGCCAGCCUCUCCUGUGCCCCUCCGGCAGCUUCCACCGAGAAGACGAGCACCUCCUCCCCUGACGUCCGCGCUUUUCGCCUCCUCCGCCUCCGCGUAGGAAACACUUUUCUAUAUGAAUGCGCUCGUAAUGCCGAUUCUUCAGAUUCAAAGCACACUUAAUCUAUUCUAACUCCACUGCUCAAUACCACCUUCAGACAUAAAUAUAUAUAUGAAACAUCUGUUUGAAUAUGUAAUUCACCAUUGAUGAUUUUUUCUAGCCGUUAUAUGCUCAGUGGUUUUUUUAAAUUGAUUUUUUUUUGCACUCAACUAAAUAGUUUAUAAUCCAUUCCAGACUUUAUCAUGAGAUUACUAUGUGGAAAAGUAUAUUAGGGCAAAAUGAAAAUUGAUGUGUGAAAAUGUGUACUUUUUUUUUCUCUCUUGACAUUUGCAAUUCAUUUUUUUGUGACCGUGUACAAGUGAUUGAACGACUAGAGAGAUUUUUUUUUUUUUGUGGGCCAUAAUAAUUUUAAUGACAAACCUCUGUUGAUUAAUUGAUGUCAUUAAUAUUUUAUCAGUACACGACAGCGAUUUUUUUUUUUUGUUUGUUUGUUUGUUUUUGCGCCACAGACCAGUUUCACGUAGAUUUUUUUGAAAAAAAUAAAUUAAAGGAACCCCCCCCACCUCAAAAAAAAAAAAAAAUCCAGCUCACUAUUACACUCAGCACUCGUAAUGAGUGGGAGUUCGACGCAUGUAUCUUUUGCGACGAAGCAAUCUCUUUCAUCUUCUGUUUAAUAACGUAACGUGUGGUAAGACCUUCCUCACCACCAGUCGCGAGGGGACAAGGUUUGAAACUUUUAAAAGUUGUUUGGUUUUUUUGUAGCUCAUCUACAACACUUAUCUCAAAGUACAAAUUCAAAUUUUCUCCGUUCUUGGAACAUUUUGACUUUAUGCUUGCAUUUUUACAAAAAAUGCGUCGGUCGUAAUAUGACUAAUUCAUGUUUUUGCACUUAAAAUCACAACUUUACCCUGAUAAUAGUCUAAGAACGCCUUGUAGCUUAGCGGUUAGAGCAGUGGUUUGGUAAACCAAGGGUUGUGGGUUUGUAUCCCACUGGGAUUUCCACAACCCUCUUGAGGAGUCGCGUCUGGAAGGGCAUCCGGCGUAAAAGUUAUGCCAAACAAAUAUGAGCGUGUCCGCUGUGGCGACCCCUAAUGGGACAAGCCGAAAGAAACAGACUCUCGCAAUAGUCUGACGUGUCAAAAUGAUAACUUAAAUUCAAUUUCAUACCAAAACAUCUAAUCAUGAAAUUACUUGUUUUUUUCCUCCUCACAAUGUACCAAUAUUGUACUCAUAAAAGUUCGGGGUUUUUUUUCAGUGUCAUAGAAGUAGAAUAUUCUGACUUUUUCACAUGUUUUUUCCAUUUGACUUUUAUUACUUUUCAACUUGGCCCUAAUCCACCUUAAUCAUUUCAAACAUCAACAUGUCUUGUUUAUUUUUGUUUUAAAUCAUACAAAGCUUUUUCCUCAUAAAUAUUGUGUUCCUUUUCAAAUAUACUCAUGUAACGAUAUUUAGGGGGGCAAAAAUAAGAUUCUGAAAUAAUGAACUAGAUGCAGUUACAGUAAUAAAGUGCGCUCUUGCUAUUUAUUUGUGGGGGUCCGAGUAGCGAAAAUUGGAAUUGACGCCUACAUAAAAAAAAGUUUUGUAAUUGCCUCUAGAUGCCAGAGGGUGGCAGCAAAGCACUUUUUGAAAUAGCAGACAAGGCUGUGGCCUGAAUAAAUGAAGCCGCUCCCCUUUGACUCGGUCGCUUGCGCCGACACGAAAAUGGGGGAUAACCCCCCCCACCCCCC